Molecule: messenger RNA, 1840 nt
Organism: Etheostoma spectabile (orangethroat darter)
Lineage: Eukaryota; Metazoa; Chordata; Actinopteri; Perciformes; Percidae
Gene: tmem65
Product: transmembrane protein 65
Exons: 7
Coding region: 399-1085 (228 amino acids)
Biological process (GO): cardiac ventricle development; regulation of cardiac conduction
Cellular component (GO): mitochondrion
Source: RefSeq, a predicted model, not a curated record
AAUAAGCUUCUCCGCCCGACUUGAAAGUAGUUCUUGUUCGGCUUUAGCCGAAACUUCAUGUGCCAAAAAAAAAAACCCUGACCGCUGUUAAGAUACCAUGAGACGUUUUGGUCGGCGGACGGAACGAAAGAAAGACAUGUACGGCUGCUUGGACUUGGAAGUUAACCCGAGUUUAAGAGAAACGGUUAUUAAAAGUCGGCGGUUCGGUUCCCAGUGAGUGCCGAGCCUAGCUAACGUUACUCGGACCGACGGAGGAGCAACUUCUGCCCGGGCGCCGCUGCUGUGGAACUGGGGGGAACGCGGACUGAUAUCUGCGCUCAAAGAACCGUUAAAAACCCAACGGUUUGUGACGUUGUAAAGACUUAGCGUAACGGUGGUAGUGUUUUUAUUCCGCCACGAUGCUUCGGCUUUGCCUACCGAGAGCGCUCCGACCGGUUGUACAGAAGUUCCCGGCGGCGGGGACGGUGCCGAGGCUGCCGGGGAUAGGGCGACACACACCGGGCUGCUGGAUGGGGACACACGGGAGAAAAGAGCCGAGGGAGACGCUCAACUCACCCGCGAGAGCCAAAGACUUCAUUUACCGCCUCCAGCCGGCGGAGAGGACUAUUUUACUGAAGGAGCUGCAGAGUUUCGAGUCCAUAGCCGCGGCCCAAGAGACCCCGGAGCCCUCGCCGCCGACUGCAGCCCAGAUUAGAUAUGUUUUGUUCCACAACGGCAUCCCCUUUGUUGGAUUUGGUUUCCUUGACAAUGCCAUCAUGAUCGCAGCAGGAACACAGAUCGAACUCUCCAUCGGAGUCACCCUGGGGAUCUCCACCAUGGCUGCUGCGGCGCUGGGGAACCUGGUUUCAGAUUUGGCGGGUCUCGGUCUUGCAGGUUAUGUGGAGGCUCUGGCUUCCAAACUGGGGAUGCAGGGUCCAGAUCUGACCCCCGAACAGAUGCACAUGUGGCAGACCAAGUUCAGCUCUCACAUGGGCAAAGCCAUUGGCGUGACCAUCGGCUGCAUUUUGGGGAUGUUCCCGCUGUUUUUCCUGGACGACGAGAAGGAGAAAGAAGCACAUCCCUGCGGUGACACGGCGUCCUCCUAACAAGCCGCUACGGUCGCACAACACCCUCACACCUACAGACUGGAUACUGCUGAUGUCAACUUUUUAAAGUAUUUACAGUCGGUUGUUCCUCGGUUCGGGCGGCGUUCACACUUCCUCAGUCUCCGAACCCUCUAAAGCUGUUUGUGUGUCGACUGACUGACUAACUUUAGCAUUUAGCUCCAUCACAGCUUCAGCUCUUUGUGGCUUCUUCUGAUGAUACCAAGCUGUGGUGUUGCCACACGGGCUGCUCCAUCAAAACGCUCCAUCUGUUCAUUCAGUACUUCAACUUUAUGGGGAUUCACUCGUUUAAGUUGGUCAUGAGGGAUCUUAUCACUUCUGAUUCUAGCAUCGAUUCUUCUUAUCAAUCCCAGUCUCUGUCCUACCGAUCUAUUUUGAGAAAGAAACCCCCCGUGUCCGAUCAUUCCUGUAACUUUCCGACAUUGACGGUCCGACAUUCACGCCGAUUUCGUGCUGCUGUUCGGUCCGCUGGGUGGAGGUGAGAAAAGAGUCUCUCCCUUUUUAAUUUCUCACAUUUAUGUCACAUUAACCCUCAUGUUGUCGUCCCGUCAAAAUUUAAAAAUCAACACUUUUGUCGACGCUUUUUCUCGAUGUUUUUAACUUUUUCUUACGUUUUUGUCCCUUUUAUCCACACUUUUGACUAUUUUUUAAAUGUUUGUCACUUUGUUCUACAUUUAACACUACGUGACACUAACUUAUUAACUUUAGUUUUACAGGUAUUUUUUGAAUUUAUGGUC